This is a messenger RNA of Pseudovirgaria hyperparasitica, 1224 nucleotides long. RefSeq lists its product as uncharacterized. Gene Ontology annotation, biological process: malate transmembrane transport. Gene Ontology annotation, cellular component: membrane. Gene Ontology annotation, molecular function: malate transmembrane transporter activity. Lineage: Eukaryota; Fungi; Ascomycota; Dothideomycetes; Acrospermales; Acrospermaceae. The transcript has 2 exons. The coding region runs from base 1 to 1224 and encodes 407 amino acids. The record is from RefSeq and is a predicted model, not a curated record.
AUGCCCAAUAAAUCGACUCCUCGAUCUCUGGAUGUCGAAAAGCAAGAUCACCACGACUCGGACAGCUCCAGAAACAACAGUGUAGACUCAAGUGGUCCCUUCGCUGGUCUCUCCGCCAAAGACAGGAUCCAUCAUUUUACGUGGGCAUGGUAUACUUUGACUAUGAGCACAGGUGGUAUUGCUACGCUGUUAGAGGGUCAGCCUCACAGUUUUCCUGGCCUGUUCGAGAUUGGUGUCUUCUUCUACGGCCUGAACCUGACCAUCUUUGCUGGAGUCACCAUAACGCUUAUCGUGCGCUUCAUAGCGCACCCGGGCGACCUUAUGAACUCCAUCCGGCAUGAAAGAGAAGGCCUUUUCGUCCCAACAUUCUUCCUCACAAUCGCAACUAUCAUCUCAGGGACUCACAGGUUCAUUGUUAUACCUUCUCGUGCUGGGGGCGAAAGUCCUGCGUCAACUUGGCUGCUUAUGAGCAUUGCUCUUGCGUACUGGGUCUACUAUGUAGCAACGUUCUGCUUAGCGAUCGCACAGUACGCUUACCUCUUCGCCGGGCACGACUAUCACUUGACCAAGAUGAUGCCGUCGUGGUUGUUGCCAAUCUUCCCGAGCAUGCUUUCUGGCACCAUUGCCUCGAUCAUUGCCAUCGACCAGCCCGUGUCGAUGCGACUUCCCAUGCUUGUUUCUGGUCUAGCAGCACAAGGUCUGGGCUUCUGGGUUGCUAUUCUCAUGUACGCCCACCUUAUCGGCCGUUUGAUGCAGGUUGGACUACCUAAUCGCGAGCAUCGAGCGGCUUUAUUCAUUGGCGUUGGUCCUCCAUCUUUCACUGCUCUCGCUCUUAUCGGUAUGUCGAAAGCGAUACCGGAUGAUAUCUACAUCCUGGGUAAUCCUGUGGACCCAUCUCUAUUUCGGACUGUCGCGACCCUAUGCGCCAUCUCUCUGUGGCUCUUGGCUUUCUGGUUCUUCUGUAUAACUGUCAUAGCCGUCGCCAUUCAGCCACCUAAAUUCUUCCAUCUUGGGAUGUGGGCAUGUGUAUUCCCAAACACUGGCUUUACCAUUGCGACCAUCAGCAUUGGCAACGCAUUGGACAACGAGGCAAUUAGAUACGUCGGAAACUCAAUGACGGUAGUCAUCGUUCUUAUGUGGCUCAUCAUUGUGUCAUUCCAAAUCCGCGCAAUCCUCAAGAAUCAUAUCCUUUGGCCUGGUCGGGACGAGGACGUUGAAGACUAG